CUGAACAAGUUUGUUGCUUGGAGACAUUAAAUAAAAAUAAAUCAACGUGGUACACUCUUUCAACGAUGUCAACAAUAUUCAGAUCAAAAUCUAGAAAAGAUCUAGAGAUCUACCUCUAGCUAUAAUAUAAACUUAUUUAGAUUCUCUGAAUCCAAAAGUUCUGUUCAUAUCAAUCGUGGAGGAAAACAGCUAGAUCUAGAUGGCCUAGUAGAUCUAGCAGAUCUAUAGCCGAUAAUUUGAUAAUAAUUAUUAAUAAUUAUAAUAAAUAAUAGCUCGAGUCUUGACUAGAUCUAGAUCUAUCAACAAGAAGCAAACAAUGUCUCGUCUUGGAGAACUUCAAAAUGCUUACUUAAACAGUCUUAGCUCCUUAAAGCGAAUAUCUAAUAAAGGAAAAUCAGAUGAUAAAAAAAAUGAUGAGAGUAAAAAUGAUAGUACCACAAACACAAUGUCUCUACCGAAACCAAAUUUUCCAAUUACGCCCAAUAUGUUUAUUCUCUCUGCAUGCUUCUGGACCAUUAUGUUUGUUUUGAUUUAUGAAUGCAUUGUUUACGGAACAAUGUACUCAAGAAUAACAAUGGAAGCAGAUUUACACAGAAAGUGUCAGGAAAAAUUUGGAUCCGAAGAUGAAAAUUUGAACAAGGUUGACAAUUACUCAUUUGGUGUUGCUCAACCAUAUAUUUUUCGAUUGAAACCUGCAGCAAAAGCCAAGGAAGACUAUCCCAUGGAGACUACCACACUACCUCCAUUUGUAACAGCUGUGAGCACUUCAGAGUUUUUCCAGUUGCAAGGUCUCAUCAACCAUAUAAUGGAAGAUUUGAUGACCUCCCAAUCAGAUAUUAAGCUGCUUGUUUAUGACAUAGGACUAUAUAAAAAAGAACGAGAGUUGAUUGAAAAGUACUGCCAUUGCGAGGUUCGUGAUUUUCCAUUUCAAGAAUACCCCAGACAUGUGUCGGAUAUAACUAACUAUGCAUGGAGGCCAAUUAUGCUUCAGAUUGUGCUGGAGGAGUUUGGCUCAGCUGUUUACAUCGAAGCCACCACAAGAUUCAAAACUGAUUUGUCCUUAAAUUUUUUGAAAAGGCGCGGCUCAAAAGGUUAUUUUCUUUGGGAUUUGCCAAUUUAUACAUCACUUGUUUCAUACACAGCCACUGGCAUGUUUGAGUUCUUGGAUGAACAGAGAUGCACUUUUCUAGACACAAGCAUUCUUAGCUCUGAGGCCAUAGUGCUAUAUAGAACUGAAAAAACAUGGAGAGAACUCAUGAAGCCUUGGCUGAAAUGUGCAUUGAAUGAAGACUGUAUAGCUCCACAAUAUGCAACAUAUUCUGGCUGUUUUGAGUUGCGCCAUCCUCAUACAACUGGGUGUCACAGAUAUGAUAUGUCAGCACUCAGUAUAAUACUAAAUAGAGGUGUGCAAUAUACUGUGAGAUCAGGAAAAAUGAUUUCCUUCAGAUUAACAUACAAAGAUGAAACUAUUACAUUGUAUUUCCCAGAACAACCAUGGACUUACGCAGAAAUAUGCUUACUUAUUUUAUCACCCUUUUUAUUAUUUAUCUUGUACAAAUUUUUGUUUAAGAGAAGGAGAUGUAAAUUAUAAAAUAUUUUUAUAUUUUGCAAGGUUAUGUAGCUGCAAAAAUUGUUAAUGUAGAUAUGUGGUUUAUUAUUUCUUCCUGACAAAAUAUGUGAAGAAUGUGCUUAUCUUUUUUUUUAUCUGAUGGAGCUUCUGUAUAUAGUCAAAUAAGAACAAGAUUAGAGGCUGAGUGGUAAAGCAUUUGGCUUCUGAACUGGGGGGGUCCCAGUUUGAAUCCUGGUGAAGCCUGGGAUUUUUAAUUUUGGGAUCUUUAGGGCGCCUCUGAGUCUACCCAGCUCUUAUGUAUGGGUACCUGACAUUAGUUGGGGAAAAUAAAUGCAUGGUUGUAAUGCUAGCCACAAGACAUACUCGUUAACCACAGAAACAGAUGACUUUUAUAUCAUCUGCAUGGUCUAAAAGGGGAACUUAAGAUCAAGAUUGGCAUAUCUUCUUUAUUUAUUUUGUGUGUGCUGUUCUAUAUAAUACAAUCAUGAUUUGUUAUUAUAUUUGAUGUGGUAAUAUAAUUCUUUAUAAGAAUUUAUGUAUUUCUUGUUUGUGUGACUAGUUAUAGUUUAAGUUAAUUUUAAAUGUGGACUAAUUAAUUGUGUAGGCCUGUACAAGUGUUUAUAACCUUUUCAUACAGGUGGUGGGAGUCAUGGCUGGCACAUAGGUAAACUAAGCAUCCGCCUAAGGUCUCCAAUUGGUGGGGCAUCACACAAUACUGAAAAUAUAAUUUUUACAGAAAAAAAAUAGUUGGAGGUACAGUGUUUUAGUAAACUGCUUAAUCUUUUUUUUUUUUUCUAUUUCAUUUGGGGCCAUCAAAGUCACUCCCUUAGGGCCUCCAAUUAUCAAAGCUGGCCCUGUGGGAGUGCAUAAUUUGCAGACUUGUCACAUGCCGAUUUGAACUGCUGGAUAGCACCAUGUCAUGGCAGAAAUGUUGGCAAUAACUGUAUAAGUUUACCUCUUCUUUUUUUUUCCCUACUGUUAACUAUAUUAAGUCUAAAUAUAUAUUUAAUUAAUGUUAGUUCUAUUUCAGGCAUAUUUAAUACAGUUCACACAGGCCUCCCAUUUAAAACAAAAAUUAAUACCCAAAUAUCAUAUGUUGUUUUUCAGAAAAAACAUUAUUAAAUAGUUUUAAAUGUAUAUCUGUAUUAUAAUG
Messenger RNA from Biomphalaria glabrata, 2723 nucleotides. RefSeq lists its product as uncharacterized. The transcript has 6 exons. The record is from RefSeq and is a predicted model, not a curated record. Lineage: Eukaryota; Metazoa; Mollusca; Gastropoda; Planorbidae. The coding region runs from base 317 to 1591 and encodes 424 amino acids.